CGCCCCGUCCGGCGAGGCCGGCGCGCCAACAUGGCGGACCUGGAGGCCGUGCUGGCCGACGUCAGCUACCUGAUGGCCAUGGAGAAGAGCAAGGCCACGCCGGCCGCGCGCGCCAGCAAGAAGAUCGUCCUGCCCGAGCCCAGCAUCCGGAGCGUGAUGCAGAAAUACCUCGAGGAGAGAAAUGAAAUAACCUUUGACAAGAUUUUCAACCAGAAAAUCGGUUUCUUGCUAUUUAAAGAUUUUUGUUUGAAUGAAAUUAAUGAAGCUGUACCUCAGGUGAAGUUUUAUGAAGAGAUAAAAGAAUACGAAAAGCUUGACAACGAGGAAGACCGCCUUUGUAGAAGUCGACAGAUUUAUGAUGCCUACAUCAUGAAGGAGCUCCUCUCCUGUUCCCAUCCGUUCUCAAAGCAAGCUGUAGAACAUGUACAGAGUCAUCUAUCCAAGAAACAAGCGGCAUCAACUCUCUUUCAGCCAUACAUAGAAGAAAUUUGUGAAAGUCUUCGCGGUGACAUUUUUCAAAAAUUUAUGGAAAGCGACAAGUUCACUAGAUUUUGUCAGUGGAAAAAUGUCGAAUUAAACAUCCAUUUGACCAUGAAUGAUUUCAGUGUGCACAGGAUUAUCGGACGAGGAGGGUUCGGUGAAGUCUAUGGUUGCAGGAAAGCAGACACUGGAAAAAUGUAUGCAAUGAAAUGCUUGGAUAAGAAGAGAAUCAAGAUGAAACAAGGAGAAACAUUAGCCUUAAAUGAAAGGAUUAUGUUGUCUCUUGUCAGUACAGGAGACUGUCCUUUCAUUGUCUGCAUGACCUACGCCUUCCACACGCCAGACAAACUCUGCUUCAUCCUGGACCUCAUGAACGGAGGCGACUUGCAUUACCACCUCUCACAGCAUGGGGUGUUUUCAGAGAAGGAAAUGCGGUUUUAUGCCACGGAGAUCAUCCUGGGGCUGGAGCACAUGCACAGUCGGUUUGUUGUUUACAGGGAUUUGAAGCCAGCAAAUAUCCUCCUGGAUGAACACGGACACGUAAGAAUAUCAGAUCUCGGUCUCGCCUGUGAUUUCUCCAAAAAGAAGCCGCACGCCAGUGUGGGCACGCACGGGUACAUGGCCCCCGAGGUGCUGCAGAAGGGGACGGCCUAUGACAGCAGCGCCGACUGGUUCUCCCUGGGCUGCAUGCUCUUCAAGCUUCUGAGGGGUCACAGCCCUUUCAGACAACACAAAACCAAAGAUAAGCACGAGAUAGACCGGAUGACACUCACCGUGAAUGUGGAACUUCCGGAGACCUUCUCUCCCGAACUGAAGUCCCUUUUGGAGGGCUUGCUCCAGAGAGACGUCGGUACGCGGCUGGGCUGCCACGGUGGCGGUGCACAGGAAGUAAAACAGCACACUUUUUUUGGAGGCAUUGACUGGCAGCAUGUCUACUUGCAAAAGUACCCGCCCCCCUUGAUUCCCCCCCGGGGAGAAGUCAAUGCUGCUGACGCCUUUGACAUAGGCUCCUUUGACGAAGAGGACACCAAAGGCAUUAAGCUGCUUGAUUGCGACCAAGAACUCUACAAGAACUUCCCUUUGGUAAUCUCUGAACGCUGGCAGCAGGAAGUAGCGGAAACGGUUUACGAAGCAGUAAACGCAGACACAGAUAAAAUCGAGGCCAGGAAGAGGGCUAAAAAUAAGCAGCUCGGCCACGAAGAAGAUUACGCUAUGGGAAAAGACUGCAUUAUGCACGGGUACAUGUUGAAACUGGGAAACCCAUUUCUGACUCAGUGGCAGCGUCGCUAUUUUUACCUCUUUCCAAACAGACUUGAAUGGAGAGGAGAGGGAGAGUCCCGGCAAAAUUUGCUGACAAUGGAACAGAUUGUCUCUGUGGAAGAAACUCAGAUUAAAGACAAAAAAUGCAUUUUGUUCAGAAUAAAAGGAGGGAAGCAAUUCGUCUUGCAAUGUGAGAGCGACCCGGAGUUUGUGCAGUGGAAGAAGGAGCUGACCGAGACCUUCACGGAGGCCCAGCGGUUACUGCGCCGCGCGCCCAAGUUCCUCAACAAGCCUCGCUCCAACAUGAUGGAGCUCUCCAAGCCACCCCUCUGUCACAGAAGCAGCAACGGCCUCUAGCACCCGGCGGCGGGGAGGGGGUCCACACCCAGGGGUCCACACCGGCCACCACCAGCCCUCUGAGCAGAGCCCCUGGCGAAGCGCGAGGAUCCAGCGCCUGGCGCGCUGACCGCCGGGCCCUGGCUCGGUAGGCGCCCGGGGACCCCCAGACAGGAGCUGGGGCCCCUUCUUGGACCCGGGGCCGGCCUUGCUCCCGUGCCCGGUCACCGAAGGAAUGAAAGGUCUUUUCCUUUGCCACGCACUUAUUUUGGUAUCUCUGAACCUAGAACUCGAGAUGAUGCCUACUCACCACUUACAUUUUUACGUCUGAGACCCAGCGCGUCUUAACCUCUCCAGGGUGGAAUUUAACCGUCUUCAGUGUUGGGAAACAGACUGCCCCAAGCGUUGCCUCAUUUACCUAUAAGCAGCCACCGCUGGCUUUUAUAUCUGCCUUUGCCCCAUACUCCUGGGGGUGGGAGAGCGAGCGACCCAGCGACGGCGAGUUUUCUUCCGUGCACUUUACAACUGACCUCCGGCUGUCCCCGGUCAAGAGCCAACCACGUUUUCCGAGGGCGCAACACUCGGGCCCCUCUGUUGAGUGGCCUGCACACGGUGCCUGGCCGCUGACCUGUUGCCUGGCGCUCACAGCCAGGGGCAGCGGCGGGAGCGUAUCCCACUCCUUGAAGGCGCGCCCCCGCCCCUCCUGGGAGAGGUUUGCAGCCAUGCAGAAGGAGAGGCAGUGGCGUUUUAGAUUUCAGGGAGAACAGCAGUCUUCAAGAAUCUUCACGGCCGGUGUGCUCAGACAGACAGCAUCUUCCUGUGCCUGGUGCGUGCACACGCGUGUGGGCGAGUCCAUCUCCGGGCUCUCCGCAACACGCGGUCGUGUGCGACAGUCAUCCCGGUUCCGUCUGCCCGAACCCAGGGAAAUAUCAGUAAUGGGUGUGCAAAAAAAAAAAAAAGUCUGUUUUACAUUUUAGUAUAAUUUAAAGUGAAUGUUAUUGAAAAAAGAAUGCCGAGGAAUGAAUGUGUGGAAAUGGGUUAACUAUGUAUAUUGGCUUUCUAACUUCCCUUGUCAUUCAUCUGUCAUUAAUGAGUACUUUGCACUGGGCUGUUGUAGGGCAGAGGGGACGUUAGAGCGUACGGGCUUUUUUUCCCUAAUCCUAGCACCCCGCCCUCAGCCCUGACGUCUGUUUUGCACCCUGUCCCCAUGCCCUGCCGAUGCCCCAAAUAAACGCCAGGUUAUGAGAACCAGUGAAGCCCCCCACGCCAUCAGACUACAACAGUAAUAAUUUUAAAGUCCGCAUAUUUGUCCUGCUCCUGGUGUAGUUUUAUUGUGUGUCUUUAACUACUGACGAUAUAAAUAACUUGACAUCCUAA
This is a messenger RNA of Microcebus murinus (gray mouse lemur), 3453 nucleotides long. RefSeq names its product G protein-coupled receptor kinase 3 (gene GRK3). Gene Ontology annotation, biological process: desensitization of G protein-coupled receptor signaling pathway; G protein-coupled receptor signaling pathway; protein phosphorylation. The record is from RefSeq and is a predicted model, not a curated record. Lineage: Eukaryota; Metazoa; Chordata; Mammalia; Primates; Cheirogaleidae. Gene Ontology annotation, molecular function: G protein-coupled receptor kinase activity; ATP binding; G protein-coupled receptor binding.